CUGCUCAGUUGUUUAGCUCAGAGAGGCAUUUCCUUUUCUAGGACCGAAGUGGCAUUCACUAAAAGUUUGCUUGAAUUUUCAGAACUAGAAAAUUCACGAUGGAUAGUGCCAGCUAAGUCGACGUACGGUCUCGAUUUAUAUAUUCACAGAGGUUUGGAAUAUACUCCAACAAAAGCAUUUACCGAUAUAUUUUUGUUGUUGAAUUUAACAGACGAAGAUACGUAUGAUAUUUAUAAGGGUGACAACUGUAGCGUCGUUGAAGAGGCUUUUCAUCAAGAUAAUCGCAUGUUUGGAUUACUCAAAGGUGUAAACCCCUGGAAAAGUCAUCAGCUUAACGUUUUCAAUGUUACUGUGGUCGGGAUCUCGACUCGCUUGCCAUAUAGUGUACAGGCCAAAGUUAUGAAAAUAAAUUACAUUCGUCUGGGCAGCUUCUUAGCCGGUGUUCUCCUUUUUCUGUUUGCAAAUCAUCUAGUACGAAACGCGGUGUUUUAUUACGGAACUGGUUGCUCAUUUGGUUUACUAGCUUCUUUACUUGUUAUUGUUUUCAUAUUCUACAGAAUGGCCCCGAAAGUGAGUUUUUAA
Cooperia oncophora is the source of this 582-nucleotide messenger RNA. Lineage: Eukaryota; Metazoa; Nematoda; Chromadorea; Rhabditida; Trichostrongylidae. The record is from the annotation of a GenBank genome assembly.